AUGAGUAAGGAAAAUAUACCUUAUAGAAAAGCUCUUCAGAUGAUUAUAAAUAAAAAUCAAAUAGAAAUGAGCAAUAACUUAAAUAUACACUCUAAAGAUACUUUUGUCAAUCAAGAGAUGACAGAACAGCCGACACAAGUUUUGGAAAACCGUGGAGCUCGAAGUUAUAGUCAGGUUGUUACUAACGCUCAAGUUCAUAAGGAAAAUAAUCAAGAAUUAGCCUCAGAUGAAGGAACAAUACAAUAA
Molecule: messenger RNA, 246 nt
Organism: Parnassius apollo (apollo)
Lineage: Eukaryota; Metazoa; Arthropoda; Insecta; Lepidoptera; Papilionidae
Source: the annotation of a GenBank genome assembly